ACAAACGUGGCUAACUAGCUAGCGUUAGCUCUUCUUAUAAAUAUAUCUCUUAUAUUCUUAAAUAUUUUAUUUUUUACAAAUGACAACUGUAACGUUACAUAAAUCUAUAUGGAGGUUGAAACUUUUUUGGACGUUUUUUGCCUGGGACCAAAGAAGACGACGGUAAUCCAUGGAAGAUGUUUGAGCCCAGUGAAAGCGCGGGUGAAUUGGUGCUCACCAUUGUGGAAUCCGGUCAUAUGUUGUUGUCCCAAGGUCACGAACUUCUGGAUGGGUUUUCCUUGCUUGAUGCUCCAAGCUUCCUCACAGUUCAGCAGAAAUCAGAUACCCUACUUUUCCGUCUGACUGUUAAGGGGGAGAGUUGUUCGAUCAGGAUGCAGUUCAGUGGCAGCAGGGCUGAGGCCCUGGAGGAGCGUGGCAGUGCAGUACUCAGACUGAAGGAGUACCUGCCUGUCACCACACAGGGGGGGGGGCCACCACCACCACUCAGCUGCACCCCAACAUCCAAUCAGCCCCCUACCAAGACCACUGCACAGGAUCAACAGAAUGUCAUUCUUCACAAUGUAUGA
Molecule: messenger RNA, 566 nt
Organism: Oncorhynchus tshawytscha (Chinook salmon)
Lineage: Eukaryota; Metazoa; Chordata; Actinopteri; Salmoniformes; Salmonidae
Product: meiotic recombination protein REC114-like
Exons: 5
Coding region: 177-566 (129 amino acids)
Source: RefSeq, a predicted model, not a curated record